Homalodisca vitripennis (glassy-winged sharpshooter) is the source of this 9553-nucleotide messenger RNA. Its product is annotated as beta-1,3-galactosyltransferase 1-like. The record is from RefSeq and is a predicted model, not a curated record. The coding region runs from base 180 to 1229 and encodes 349 amino acids. Gene Ontology annotation, molecular function: hexosyltransferase activity. The transcript is spliced from 6 exons. NCBI's taxonomy places the organism in Eukaryota, Metazoa, Arthropoda, Insecta, Hemiptera, Cicadellidae. Gene Ontology annotation, cellular component: membrane.
CUAUCUUUCUCUCCAUUCAACUAAGGAGAAUCAAAAUGGCUAGUUUAUCAAAUUGAGAUAUUGUUUUGUAGAUUAGGUUCUACCUCAAUUUAUUUUGUAUUACAAUAAUUGGAUAUAUAGUGGAGUACAGUGGAUGUUUUUUUAUCAUAUGAUAGUUUUGACAAAAUGACUAGAUCAAGAUGCUUAGGAGGGCUGAAAAACGAUGUUUUCGAUAUGGCAUCAUCUUGCUGUGCAGUAUAUUCUUCUUAUUCGCAUUGUAUUCUCCUGUUUACCAGCCUUCUUCACAGAGGGAAGUGAUGGUGCAGGGUUGGGAGACAAAUAUCAGUCGGAAUACCCGCCAAUAUGUUCUACCCGAGAACCUGACCACCAUCAUCAACGUGAACAACCUGUGCCCUCCAGAUCUGCUGCUAGUGGUGAUCGUGUGUUCCGCUCCUGCCAACUUCGAGCAGCGCACAGCCAUCCGUGACACCUGGGCAUCCCUAGCUGAUCACUCUGCUAGAGUGGCCUUUUUGCUGGGCGAAUCUGAUAAUGCUACAGUUCAAGCUAAAAUUCAAGAUGAGACCAGUAUGUACGAAGACAUCAUUCAAGAAGGUUUUACAGAUACUUAUAACAAUCUUACCAUCAAAUCCGUUAUGAUGCUGAAAUGGGUUCAGCAAAACUGUCCUGCUCAGUUCCUGAUGAAAUCAGAUGAUGAUAUUUACCUCAAUCUCCCAGCUCUGACCAAGGCGUUGCGGCCUGUUGCUGAGCGGAAAAACAUCCUUGUUGGUUCUCUCAUCUGUAAAGCGAGGCCUAUCCAGGACUCAACUAACAAGUGGUAUACACCUCAAUACCUCUUCAGUGAGCCUUUCUAUCCCAACUACUUAUCUGGCACAGGCUAUGUAAUGUCUCAAGAUGUCGUUCCUAAACUAUAUAAAGCUGCCCUAAAAACCCCAAUCAUUCACCUAGAAGAUGUUUAUAUAACAGGUAUAUGUGCUCGUGUAGCUGGGAUCAAGCCAAUCAAUCAUCAUGGCUUCUUUUACCAACGCAGAAAGCUUUCCGACUCGUGCAGGUCAACAGUAUUUACCAACCAUCGGAUGUCUCCUGAGGAUCUCCGCACCGCCUUCUCGUACGUUUCUAACUGCUCGUCUACCCUGACCACGCCCCGUGCCCCUGCCACACUGGUCCCCACCUCCCACGCCAUCGUCCAUUCACGCUCCAGGCGUCUGUCCCUCGCGGGCCAGUGUCACUAACGACGACAAUUCACUUGCAGUAACUAUUCAGUGCUCAAAGCUCUAGAAGUAACGUUUUAAAGUUUAAAGUCGGGGUGAAACAACAGAGUUUUAACUGCAGGAAUGUUUUUGAUCUCUAGCUUUUUUUCUGGAUGUUGAAGUUUUAACGAGGAUAUUGUAAAGUUUCUUUAAAUAACAUAUCUUUAAAACAUUAGUUGAAACUUUUUACAUAGACUGCUUAACAUUACCAACGCUUUUAGCUGCCGCUUAUUUUCUUAAGGAAUGUGAUAGUUUCUGAAUCUAUGUAGGUAUAAGGUCUUCUUACAACUGCCCACAAAUGGAUCUAAGUAUUACUAUUUUCCGUACAGAAGUUAUUAGUUGGUCCUCAUGUUGAAGGCCGUUUUUAUGAGAUGUUUACGUUGUUAUAGCACAAAACACUUGACGUCAGAUGGUGUAUUUUUGAAUGCACAUCAAUCAUUGAGCACAGUAGUCAUAUGAGCUGUGAUUUUGUAUUGUUAUUAAUAAUAAUUUUGUGUUGUAUUUAUAGGAACAGGUGGUACAUUGGUUAAAUGUAGGCAUAUUGUUUUAUUUUUAUGAGUUUACUUUGGAAUAACGAGUUGAUAAAUACUUCCUCGAGUAACUGAUGCAUUAUCUUAACAACUUUCAGAUGCAGAAAUUUCCCCAGGAUUGUAUUUUCCCGUAAUUUAAAGAUUGAAUUGAAUUUGAUUUAAUUAAUUUCUCUAACAUUCUGUUAUAAUAGGCUGGAAAACCUUUACUUUUUUAAUUAAUGUUAUGCUAUUUAACAUCGUAAUGAAUUUUAUCUACUUAUUCAAUGAUAUUUUUGUUGUAAGAGGUUUUAUUUUGUUAUUUUAUAUGUAAGUUUGGAAAUUUAUAUUAAAACUAUAAGUAAUGUAAAUAAAUAACAAAUACCCUAUGAUCUUUUACAGCUGCCUUAAUGAUAAAGACCUAGACUUAUGUUUUUGGAUGAUUCCUGUCAAAAAUAUUUAAUUACGUUAUAAAGUAAUUAAUGAAAUAUAAAAAGUGUAAAAGUUCAAAAAGUUCCUUAAAAUUGUAACGAUGUAUUAGUUUCAGUGUUAAAAACGUGUUUUAAAACGGAUUAGUAAAAGAUGUUCCAUAAUAGAAAACUACCACAAUUAAGUAAUUUUUUGGUCUAUCGUCAAUGAUUGGUAUAAAGGGAAAAUUCAACUGAUUUACAUUUAAAAUGCUUUAAUGUAAUGGAUUCAUAAUCAUUUUUAACUGAUUGAAGACUUAUUCCAGGAAGUUUUGAUUAUAUGCCAUAUGGGUAAUCUCCUCAAAAACAAUCUUUAAAAUAACUGUAAUGUUAAGAUUGUUAAUUCAUUAUGUUUUUAUGUAAAUUUUCUAAAUUAAAUGUGGAGCAAUGUUUUUCUACUUGUAUUUCAAAAUCUAAAACAGGUUGAUGAGAUUUGAUCACCAAAUGCAUUUUCCCUGUUACUUUUUUGUACUGAAUAAAUUUUCAAUAUAUUUAAACUGACGUUUGGGUUUUGUAAAGUUGUUGUUGUGGUACUUUUUAAGUGUUAAACUUUAAACGCACUACUUUGAUUGGCAUACUGUUAACCAAAAUAUGUCCACUGAAAACCAUCCAUGCAAUAAUUUAUACUCCAAUAAUGUGUAUAUUAGAGUUGUUUGUUUUUAACUCUUGACAAGCUGUUGUUUGGUGUCAAAUUUUCAUAUUUUAAUGAGCAACACUAAACAGUAACAAAUACCAAGAAAGAGGAUGAAAUAAGUGGAAAUAAAACAAAAUACUGAAUAAUGAAAUAAAGUCAUGUGAUAUAAAUAUUUUAUUCUUAGAAUCAUUAACUGCUGUGCCACUAAAAAAGCGUUUUGUCCAAAAGCUGAGUUAAGUUAGAUUGUUACAUUUCAUUACAGAGAGGCUAAUUCUGAUUUUCGAUUCUGGAAUUUAUCUACUCCCUGCAAUCAUCGAUUCUUCUCAUCCUAGCUGGUACAGGUUAAGUUGAAAGAAUGGAAAGAAGGGAGGAGUUAACUCAGCCACGUGUUUUCUACUUGGGAGAGCAUAGAAGUAAAGGGAGUGUGUAAAAUGUUGUGAUAACGUUGAGAAAAGUCACCAUAACCAAUCCAACCAAUACCCAAUAAGUCGAAUAUUUGGAAAAAAUAUUAAUUCAAAUGGUUUGUUUAUAUUUUAGUCAAGUGUAGGACAAAACAAAUAAAUGGAAAAUAUUUUAUUCACAAAAACAACCGAACUUGUAAAUAUAAUUAUUGUAAAACUUAAAUUUGUUUUCGUAGUUAAAAUGUAGUAUUGAAUUGUGUAAUCGUCCUCUUGUUGCCUUGUAAUGUAAAUUGUAAUCCAGGAGUUAAGUGACUUGUGAUUUGAGGAAGCAAUGCUAGAGUUACUGAGGGUUAUAAAUGGCUGGGCUUAGGGCUGAGAGUAGUUUCUUCUUUGCAACUGACUCAAUUCCCUGUUAGCAGAAAUUUGUCAAUAGAUCAUAGUUUAAUGCUGUGCCAGAAAAGUGCUGAGCUGACAAAAAGAAAUGUACGUUACAAAAUGUGAUAACGAUAACCGUUCUUUCCAGUGGUGUAACAAUGUUCAUCAUGUGAUGUGGUUUUUAGGUGGUUUACACAGUUGUAAAAUUUGACACGAAGACAUCACUAAUCAGCAGUUGUGGCAAUCUAAUUUCUGGAAGUACAAACAUACAAAAUUGUCAAAAUAUUUGGGGGAAUAUCACAAUUUUUUCUAUCAUACCUUGCCUUAAGUAUCCUUCACUAGAAAAUGUGUUGAGUCACAAUGCUUCGUCUGUCAUGACAAUUUAGCAAAACACAACAUCACUUUACUCCUCUCUACUAUUUUCAUUUAACUCUCUGUGUAUUUUUGUUCGCUUAAGUUGUCAACUCUGAACAAAAUGAAGGUUUUUUAGUCUCUACAAUGUGUUUGGUAGCACUGUACUGCUUGGUACCCUACUUGUUGUCAGGUGAUAGCAAAAGUGACGAAAGUUGCCAAUAUCCAUACUGAAAGUGGUUUCCUGUAGUGGACAGGAAGGGGUUUGAUUUGAAGGUUAUAUUAUAUUAUACAAACUGUUGAUAUUAUUGAAAGUAUUUGUCCAGUCUCAGCCCAGAUUGUUUUAGCCAUAUCUAGCACAAAAUAGCAAUCUAAAGUCAACUAGUGAAGAGAUCGACAAUUGGAUUAAUUUAACCCGUUGGCAACUGAAUUAAUAUUCUGCUGCUUUGACCAGUUAUUACAAUUAAUUUUUAUGAAAGUAUAGGAGUUCUGAAGAAUAGCCAUUAAAAUGUUAUUUAAUAAGAUAUCUAAUCUAAAUUUCCACCAAAACGUUAAUAAAACCUUGUUGAACAGAUUCGAAAGGUUCUACAAAGCUCUUUAAAAUUGUUAAGGUGAAUUUUUUAAGCUUUUAUAGAAAGACAAAUAACCCUCGUAUUCAGGUGUUCUAUGCACGUAAUAAAAUUUGUUUUCUAAACCCUGCAGAAUAUAUUGCCAUGCAAUCUUUUGGUAACCAACUGUGAUGAUAUAAAUAAGUUGAUUUUAGAUGACAGGUGUAUAUGAGUUUGUUUGGCUCACGUUCCAAAAUCUCCAUUAAAUGAAUUCUCGGUUAUUGUUAUUUUUGUGAAAUAAUUUAUGAGUGGCGAUGUUUUGUAAGUGUGGUGUUUAACUGUUGAACGAGAUCUUCAAGUUGUUUGAAUAUAAUAGAGUAUUAUGAAAACUAUAGUAACAAUUGGAUUAAACGAAUGAAAAGACAAUUCAAUUAUGUAAUAUAUUGUAUUGAUCAAAUUUGGUUGUUGAAGGCAAUAUGGUCUGUCCUAGUGAAUCAAGUUUAUUUUUGUAUGAAAUUAGCUUUAAUUACUCAAUAUAAUCUCAUAGGUCUUUUAAUUUUUUCACUUUCUAUGAGUAGACCGUAGCCAGUUACAAUUUUCAAUUUUCAGAGCUGUUGGUUUUAUUGAUGAUGUUGAAGUAGAAGUUUGAUAGUGAAACUGAUGUUGAUGUUGAUGUGUCGUAUGAUGCAAGAGAUGGUGAUGUAUUGGAUUGAGUCGUGUAACUCCCAUGUGGACUUUACUACUGAACUGAUAGUAAUGGUACACAGCUGCUGACAUGUACAUAGGUUGUAAAUUAUUGUAAAUUGUUUGUAAAAACAUUUUUUAAUUUAUAAAGUGUAACUGUGUAAAAAUGUAAACAAAAAAUUAUACACACCAAAUAGGUAAAAUUUGUAUAAUAUUCUUGCCAAAAUAGGCAGUUUAAAAUUGUAUUACGUUAGUUUUUACUAUUUACUAAACAUAAUAAAAAUAAUAGCAUGCAGAUUAAACAUUUUAUAUUAGUUUUAAUAAACCUUAAAAGACAAUUAUUGUGUUGAUAACUUGAGCUUCAACUCAGUUUUGAAUAUUAAGAUACAGUUUGAGCAGCCUUAAAAACAAGCUUUAAAACAUUUUUAAGUGGGAUUCUGUAUAUUAUUUCUAAGGAAUCGGAUUCAAACUCAGAAUCAGACUGCAGACUAAUUAUGAAAUCAAAAUCAGAACCAUUUCCGUUUUACAGAGUACAUGAACCGUUUUCUUCUUUGAACAUUUUCUUCGAAUUUUAAUUUUACUUUCCUUCACAUUUUCAAGUGAUACGUAGAGAAAGCUCUGGUCUUUAUUCCAGCACACCUUAUCACCAACAGUUAACAAUGCUUCUCUCAGACCAUAAGCUAUUGCAUUAUAGGUAAUUUUAAUUCAUUACAUCAUUCAGUCUUAUACAUAAGCAGCUGUGUAGUAUAACUUACAAAGCCACUGUUAAUAGAUUAAACAAACAAUUUGGAGUUUGUAUUGUACAUUAGGUGGUUUAAUGAUUUUAGCCAAUAAACAGUGGUAUUAGAACUCAAUAGAGUGUUGAGUGAGAGAUUGAAUAUAUUUUUAGUAUAAGAAAUAUAGAUUAUGUUAGUACAGUUGACUGCUAAGAAACAUUACUAUUUUUGUACGUUAAAUGUGCCGUAGGCAUAGUAGAGCUGUUUAGUGUAAAAUAUAUUUACUGUUGACUUGUACAAUUUUAUUUUUUAACGCAUCUUCUGCCUUGCCACACCUGCUUUGGUGCAGAUACAAUCCGAUCUGCCACCUGUCGUAGUAUAUAUGCACAACCUGCUCAGAAUUAAAGUUAGGCUAGUUUAGAAAGGGUUAAGAGGAUAUAAAAUUGUUGACGGUGUAGAAUCUAAGUAGUUUAUGGUUUGUCAAGUACUUUUAUAAAGUUGUGCUUUGAUUGAAAGUAGAAAUUGAUUGACUUUGUACUUUCAAAUUCCAAAGUGUAUCUGAAAUAUGCUAAUAUGUAUUCUGGUUGACUACCACUGUACUAAUGGUUUUAUUCAUGGCAUUAUUAAAAAAUGCACUGAUAUGAAUAACAAAUUAAGUAACUCUAUUUAGAUCAAAAUAAAAUGUACAUGAAAUAUUGCAGCACAUCAAUAUAAAAUCAAAUUGUUCAUAACUACAACAAAUAUGUUUUGUUUUUACCAUAUGUUUACUUCAUGCUCUAUGUUUGACAGACAACAAAACCAAGCCUGUUUUACCAUAACGUUUUAACACUUGUCUGCCUCAAGGUAUAAACUAUCAACAUUAGCUCUCUCAAAGUAAGUAUUUCUAAACUGAACACUUUAUGUAGGUUUAUUCAUUUAUAUAUUAUGAUCUCAAAGAUCCAGUAUUUUUAUGUGUGCCUUAUUUGUUCAUGGAUCUUAAUAUCCAAACCUACUUUGCUAUUGGACCAGAGUCGUCUGAAGUUGACACACAUGAAUGUCCUUUUAGUUUUAUAGAAUAUGUUGACGAGUAUACGUACUUCUAGUUUCAACUUCGUUUAGUUCAAAAGUGCCAUGAAUAAAAACAGUGAAAUGUGACUUGUAAUGUUGAUUAUGUACAGGGUGUUCACAAAAGGGUGUCACAAACUACUAUGGCUGAUAGUACUCAUUGUUUCAAACAAAUGCUGCUAGCCGCCAUUGCUAGCAACAAUCAAUAUUAUGCGUUGACAGAUUAUGUUGGAAAGAGUUGUUGGAAUUGUUAUAAAAUCGCAAACUAGUUGGUGUCUUGUAAAAUUGUUAUAACCUAUUUAAAACAGCUGAUGCCUAUCAAAAGACAAAAUGUUUGCUGCUCCCGGCUUGUGCAAGCCUACAUUUAAAGUGGUCGUGCUAGCUCAUGCAUUGAAAGAUUUUGUUCAAACAAGUACCAUUUGAUUUCUGGUGAAAUUGUUCAAAUAGUUGUGUAGCAAAUAUUUUAUAACUAUACUGGUUUUUUUGUUAUUUUACUUCAAAAAUUUUAACAGACACCAUCUUGUUAAUAUCAAAUAAAUUAACACAAUUAUUUUUUUAUUUUCCUCUUAUCUAUUCAAACUUACUUGCCAUAUUUGAUUUCUUUAGCAUGAAUAGUUUUAUAGAUAAUAACAUUUUUAUAAAAAAUACAAAAUGGUGGCUAGUGGCUAAACGAGACAGUUCUCGAAAUAUGUUAUACGACAUUUUUUGUUUGAAAUAAUAAAUACUAUCAGCCACAGAAGUGUGUGACAGCCUUUUGUGAACACCCUGUAUAUAAUAGUUGAUAUUUUUUGUUACAUUUUCAGCAGCAAAUUUAUGCUGGCAAACGAGUAUUAUUUUUGUGUAACGGUGAGUUUUAUUAUCCGGAAAGUUUUGUCUCUAGUCUGAAAAGUUUUGGGUGAUUGUACUGUCUGAUCAGGAGAAAAGGAAACCUGUGUCUUUUUUCUUUUUGUAAUGUACUAUAAUGUAAAUUUCUUUCUCUUUGGUCAGACUGUACACGUAACUCCAGCAUCCUACAGUUCUUCUGUGUUUGGUUUAUGGAUGAGCACUUCUAUGUAACACCUUUCCCAGCAGCAAUUCAUUCAAAGGGAAUUUGUAGAAAGUUUGCUGUUUGUACAUGUAAACACUUGGAAUCCUUAGUGACUAGAUUGUACGAUGCAGAUUACACAAUCUGCAAGUCUAUGAUCGUGGGCAAGAAGUGUGUACAUGGCAGUGCUGCAGUUGUUUCAUAAAUAUGUGUUAUCACAGAGAAAGUCGUUAUGUAGAAUUUUACAGCGUAGUAUGCAUAGAAAACUCCACAUACCUUUAAAUCUAGCAAACAGUAUUUUUGUCUGGGAUUAGUUAUUACAUUUCUCAAUUAAUUACAGUAUUGUAAAUAAAUUCGUAGCUCAAACCUUAUUUUUAUACUAUGUUUUUGUCAAUUGGUAGUUUAUUUGGUUCCGAGUCUUGUUUUUACAUUAUUGAGUUUUAAAAUCUCAAAUCAUGAAAUGCUUGAUAGUGCUGAUAGACUGUUAGGAAGUUUUAGGCAUUUCCUGACGAGUGAAAACAUGAAAUUUGGAACUUAAAUGCGCAUUCAACGAAGGAUUUGUAACACAGUGAACUUUUAAGGACUUAUUUGGGGGGGGGGGGUGGAAUUUAAAUUCCCCAAAACUGUUCUAAAAAUGAAUUAGGGACAUUUUUAAAUCGCUAAACUUAAUACGUAAAAGUUUAAUAGACUUUGUAGACAUAAUACAACAAUGGGUAGUAUAAUGAAUAGUUUUUAUGUUAACAUACUGCAACAAAAUGGAGAAUAUUCUCAGUACUUAUAAACUGUUCAUUGGUGGUUAUUGCCACGAGGUUUGGUCCCUCCACCUCGGAUCGAUUUGUGUGCAGAGAGUGCAGCAAUUGUUGCUAAUAAAAUCUCUUCUGACAACGAAUGUAAAAUGUUCCAGAGGCUUCAAGGUUAGAGUAAGACGACACAAAGUUUCAUGUAGAUCUUUUACACGACAUGGGGAAUUAAACAGAACUAUACAUAUCGGAAGAUGAAUGCUGAAGUAAUGUUGUGCUUGAAAGGUUGAUUCAGCACACGUUGCUCGCAGGGGCCUAGUUCCGUUGCAAGGCUGUCGCUUGUUGAACACUAGACAAAAUCACCAUUAUUGCAGACUGUGAUACCCAGUCGGUGUCAAUGUUAUACUGUAAAUUACAUUUUGUGAACAUUUACCCAUACAGAACCCUUAGGAAUGUUGGUAGAUAAGUAAGAGUUUUUAUCACAUAUUCUAAAUGUGUUGAACUGAGAACACAUUGAAGUAUCCAUAGUGUCUAGCACUGUCUAGUCUCUUUGUUCAUUUUGUUUAUUAGAUUAGAGAACUUGGAAUUUAUACUUUCAAGUUAUCGACUUAAUCAUCUGAUUAGUUAGUUGUAAAAUUAAAUUUAUAAAAAAAGUGUUAUACAAGUGAUCUGUUACUUCUUAAAUCUAUAGUUUUUCACAGUUUAAUUUUCACGUUUUGUGGUUACCUUAGUUUACUGUAACUGAAUUGAUGUAUUUUUAGUUUUAAUAUGUUAUUUUGUAAUACUUUAAAUUGAAAUAAAUUCGUCUAGAAAGUC